Molecule: messenger RNA, 810 nt
Organism: Nannospalax galili (Upper Galilee mountains blind mole rat)
Lineage: Eukaryota; Metazoa; Chordata; Mammalia; Rodentia; Spalacidae
Product: glycoprotein-N-acetylgalactosamine 3-beta-galactosyltransferase 1-like
Exons: 2
Cellular component (GO): membrane
Molecular function (GO): N-acetylgalactosaminide beta-1,3-galactosyltransferase activity
Source: RefSeq, a predicted model, not a curated record
AUGGCUUCAGGCCUUUGCAGGCAUCCCUUAGCCUUCCUCUGUGGAUCAGUCAUCAGGUUUCUUUUAUGUUGUCAGCUACUUAGAGUUGUGUUGGAAGAACAGGGUGGCACUCCCCUAUCCAGGCUUAAGCAUCUUCAGGAUAAUGAGGACAUGGUUGGAAAACUCUACCAGAAGGUGAAGAUUCCUUGUUGGAUAAGGACAGGACCUCAAAAUCUAGAGACGAGAGCCCAAUACCUCAGAGCCACAUGGACCCAGCACUGUAACAAAGUGCUGUUUAUGAGCUCAGAAAAAAAAAAAAGAAAGAAAGAAAGCCUCCCUGCUGUGGGAUUAAACACGGAAGAGAGCAGGAGUCUGUCCUGGAAAACAGUAAGAGCCUUUUUGUGUGUUCAUGACCACCACCUAGAAGAUGCAGACUGGUUCAUGAAAGCGGAUGAUGACACGUAUGUCAUAGUGGAGAAUCUGAGAUGGCUCCUGACAAACUAUGACCCCGGAAAACCCAUUUAUUUUGGGAGAAGAUUUCUGCCCUUUGUAAAGCAGGGCUGUAUGGGUGGAGGGGCAGGCUAGGAUCUGAGCAAAGGAGCCUUGAAGAGAGCAGUCCACCUGAUCAAUGCUAAGGCGGGUUUUCCUUUUUCCUUCUCAGAAGACGUGACCCUGGGGCAAUGCUUGCAAAUUGCUCCCUGGGACUGGGGUGUCCCUCCCUGUACUCAGCAUUUUCAUCUAAUCAAAGUUUGUCACCAUUUAUCAAGGGCAGAAUUUCUUCCAGAAUUACAAGACUGCCUGUUCUCAAAUCCACCAAUAAAGUCACAUUAG